AGAUGAAGUGCAGCAUACGGCUGUAAAUUUUGAAGUCAAUGUGCAUGAGAGGACGUUGUCUGGCCAGGAGACGGCUCACAACACAGUCUAAAGCUCCUAGUACAGAGUCCAUGUUUGAUCCAAACCUCGUGUUUCUCAGUUACAGAGAUCCGAACUAUGUCGUAUCUAACAAUAGCCCGAGGCUGAAUAGAUCACCGUUAACAGAGGAAGAGAUGAAAGCUAGUCCGUUUGGCAAGUAUCUGAAACUGCGAAGCAGAAGUGUUGAUUCGUCAAUCCGCAAUGGUGGCAGCACAUCACAAUUCCUUCAUCCUCCUAAAGAAGACUACCUUUAUGGAAACGCGAAACUUCUACCGAAGUGGACCAAUAAAGUAUCACCAAUGUCAGUAAACGACAAGCGCAACUUUCAACCGAGCAAAAAUUCUGCGUCACUCAAACAACUGCCAGAAGCUGUGAAUAAUGAACAAAAGAACACGACGAACGGGGUCAACAAAAGCCGCGAAAAACUUGAAAACUGGCGGCGUGUCUCCAUGUCUGCAAAUGAAAAACAACAGGAAAACUUUUUCUCAGACAAGAGAAGAAGCAUUUCUACCUCAAAUGGAAGUAUAAACUGUACAAAUUUGAUCUCCGACGGCAAUGAAGAAGAAGACGAACGAGAGCUGAUAAUCAUAAAGUUUUAACUACAAUGUGUAUCCCUUUCAGUAAAAGUUCUUCUUCUUUGUACAUGCUCAAAGCGUCAAUUAAGCCAUUCUC
Messenger RNA from Cylicocyclus nassatus, 750 nucleotides. The record is from the annotation of a GenBank genome assembly. NCBI's taxonomy places the organism in Eukaryota, Metazoa, Nematoda, Chromadorea, Rhabditida, Strongylidae.